GCUCUCGUCUCCAUCACACACAAACGAUGGUGUUCGCAGUAUGCCUAGCUCUCCUCGCACUCUCCGCGGCCGGCGUACGCGCCGGUAAGAUGACCGAAGGCCAAGCCUGCGACCCAUCGCGCAACCGGCUCGAUUCACAAACGUACAACUUCCUCAGCGACUGCGACCCCCAGACAUGGUGCGGGCCAGACAACAUCUGCAUCAAGCGCGGGUGUCGUCGCGACAUUUACCCCUACGGCUACUACGGCACACCAUACGAUCAGCUUCCUCCACUUUGCCCCGAGGGCCAGUUCUGCCCAGAUGAGGGAAGCAGCUGCAUGCCCAAGAGCCCAGUUGGUGGGCCCUGCCAGAAGGAUCGUGACGACCAGUGCGCGCCGCCCCCCAACCAGAAGGAGCUCGCGUCGUACCUCAACGUUAACGGGUCCACCUGCCUCGGCUUCCAGUGCUACUACGCCGACGUAGAGACAGGCAAGCCCUGCAUCUUCGAGAACACAUGGUAUGUCGGCACCGCCGAUGACGGCACUACCUUCACGUAUGCAGUCUCGCGCGACAACUGCCGCAAGAACUUGUACUGCGACGGCACGACACAAUUGUGCAACCCCAAGCGUGACAAGGGACAGGGCUGCACGGCCAACAAGGAGUGCAAGUCGUUCAACUGCGUCAAGCCCCGCGCCGACGAGGCAGGCAUCUGCGGCCGUGAGGCGGACGAACCUCUCAAGCCCAAGCCAUGGGUGUACGUCGUGAUCGGCCUCGCAAUUGUCAUUUGCCUUGUUGCUGUCAUGACUGGCCUUUGGCUCCUGCACCGCCGCGCGCGCGAGGAAAACCAGGUCAAGCUCCAGGAGUACUACAACGAGCAGAUCGCGUACCGCCAGUCGAUCAUGAGCAUGUCGCACGCGAAGAACUCGCUCCUUUCCCUCCCCGCCAACACAACGCCCAACGCCGCCCGCGCGUCGCUCUACAGCGAGCAGGACAGCAUGGGUCUCUCGACGGCCAACGGCCUCCUGCCACCCAACAUGCGCCGCGAGACGAGCCAGGCGUGGUCGGACGACUCGGAGGUCCUCACCGACCAGCAGCGCCAAGGCAACAGCAUGCGCUUCCGCGGUCAGUUUUAGACUUGGGCGUCAUCUGCAGACGCCGCACCCUCAUUACAUAUGACAUUGACCUACACGGACAAGCGAUGCAUGGCUGUACAUCAAGG
Molecule: messenger RNA, 1198 nt
Organism: Cutaneotrichosporon oleaginosum
Lineage: Eukaryota; Fungi; Basidiomycota; Tremellomycetes; Trichosporonales; Trichosporonaceae
Source: RefSeq, a predicted model, not a curated record